Kluyveromyces lactis is the source of this 726-nucleotide messenger RNA. RefSeq names its product 60S ribosomal protein uL30. Gene Ontology annotation, biological process: maturation of LSU-rRNA from tricistronic rRNA transcript (SSU-rRNA, 5.8S rRNA, LSU-rRNA). The transcript has 3 exons. Gene Ontology annotation, molecular function: structural constituent of ribosome; RNA binding. The coding region runs from base 1 to 726 and encodes 241 amino acids. The record is from RefSeq and is a predicted model, not a curated record. NCBI's taxonomy places the organism in Eukaryota, Fungi, Ascomycota, Saccharomycetes, Saccharomycetales, Saccharomycetaceae. Gene Ontology annotation, cellular component: cytosolic large ribosomal subunit.
AUGAGUGCUAGCAAGGUUUUAGUUCCAGAAUCCCAAGUCAAGAAGGCUAAGGCCCAACAAAAGACCGCUGAACAAGUUGCCGCUGAAAGAGUCGCUCGUAAGGCCGAAAAGAGAGCUGCCAUUUUGGAAAGAAAUGCUGCUUACCAAAAGGAAUACGAAACCGCUGAAAGAGCUGUUAUCGAUGCCAAGAGAGAGGCCAAGGCCAACUCCUCUUACUACGUUUCAGCUGAAGCCAAGUUGGUCUUCGUUGUUAGAAUCAAGGGUAUCAACAAGAUCCCACCAAAGCCAAGAAAGGUUUUACAAUUGUUGAGAUUGAACCAAAUCAACUCCGGUACCUUUGUCAAGGUCACCAAGGCUACUUCUGAAUUGUUGAAGUUGAUUGAACCAUACGUUGCUUACGGUUACCCAUCUUACUCUACUGUUAGACAAUUGGUCUACAAGAGAGGUUACGGUAAGAUCAACAAGCAAAGAAUUCCUUUGUCUGACAACUCUAUUGUCGAAGCUAACUUGGGUAAUUACGGUAUCCUAUCUGUUGACGAUUUGAUCCACGAAAUCGUUACUGUCGGUCCUCACUUCAAGCAAGCCAACAACUUCUUGUGGCCAUUCAAGUUGUCCAACCCAUCCGGUGGUUGGGGUGUUCCAAGAAAGUUCAAGCACUUCAUCCAAGGUGGUUCUUUCGGUAACCGUGAAGAAUUCAUCAACAAAUUGGUCAAGUCCAUGAACUAA